GUUGAAGUGCAGUAAAAAUUCCCUCCAGAUGUGUUAGGCAAGCCGCACCGCUAUUGUCAUUGGUUGGCGAGCACUGGAGGCGAAGUCUGGUUGGUUGAAAGUGAGGCGUGCACGUGAUUGGAGCAUCGCGUCACAGUCUAGAAAAAGCACGGUUCUGAUUGGCUGGAUGACGCACCGGGAGAGAGCGUGUUAGCCAAUCGCACGACUCGCGUCCAACACCGUUGCCGUAGCCUUGUUCAGUUCUAGCCAUGGCUGCAAACAUGAAGGAUCCUAGAACGUUCUUUACCUCAGGUACUCCUGCUCAGUACGAGUAUGUGUACAAUUUAUACGAAGAAGCUGUGAAAUUGAAGGCUAUUCAGAAGAACAAAAAAGUCGCUGAUUAUUUAAAGCUUGAUAAAUGGUUUCAGAAUGAGCUGCCAAAAAGAAUAAAGUCUCGUGGAAAAGACGCUCAUCUCAUCCACGAGGAGCUGGUGCAGUGCAUGAAAUGGAAGCUCGCAAGAGGAAAGUUCUCCCCAAGAAUAAAAGAUUUGGUGCAGAUGAACACACCUCGUCUUUGCAUCACAGAAACUAAGAAGGCUUUCAGGGCCUUGCUCAAGAAAGAUGACUUAUCCUCUGCCAUACAGGCCCUCUGUAACCUCAAAGGAGUGGGGCCAGCCAUGGCGUCUGUUAUGCUGACAGCAGCUGAUGCCGAGCAGUGUGGCUUCAUGGCAGACGAGUGUCUGCUUGCCAUCCCUGAGAUUGAGAGCAUCGACUACACCACCAAAGAGCUUCUCAAUUUUGUCGACCAACUUAAAUCUGCUGCCACCAGGCUGAACAACAGUGGAGGUAGCGGCUGGAACGCGCACAAAGUAGAGCAGGCGCUGUGGGCGCUGUUCGUUCUCAACGACAACAAGAAGGAGCUGCUCGACGACAUGCCUUCAUCUGAUGUCGCUGCCUCGUCCUCCUCCUCACAACCUGCUGAGAACGGCACCGAUGCUCCUACACACAAAAAUGGGGACAACGAAAGCAGUUCAGAUUCCGCCGAUAGCAACGCCAACAAAGAGAACGUGACUCGCAACGGCGCCCCGAGACCCGAAGAUGACUCCAAUGAUUCGCUACCGUCCGCGGCGCCCGCCACCAACGACACUAAAAUGCUCGGUGUUCAGGAAGACACAAAUGACUCGGUUGCCAGUAGCGCCUGCAGCAGCAGCGGUGGUGCCCAGCGGCCCGAGGAUGAUGAAGAUCUCGACAGUAAAGGGGAAGAGGAUAGUAUGAACGCCGUCUCGCCUUCCAACCAAAUAUCCGAGGACACUAAUGACUCUGUUACGGCCGCUGCUUCUCUCACCAAUGGCAGCAACGGCGCCUCUAAACCUGCACAGCCACUCGAUGACGACGACAAUUCACUUCCACAAGCUGUUGACAAAAACGAAUCCCAAGACGCACUUCAUCCUCCCUCUCACGAGGCACCAUCAGCUGAAGAAGAACCUGCUGCUAAGAAAGCCAAGCUAGCCGAGUAAUUAUUUAAUUAGUAUUUAUAUUUAUAAAACUUGAUAGAAAAAAUUCAUAAAAACUAAUCAUUUAGUAGUGCUAGUGAUGAACCAAUUAUUUCUUUUUUUAGAUUUGUACAGCACUGUGGGUUAUCACGAAAUAGAAGUGUGGAUGCUAUUUUUGUAUGCGCUUUCUCUAUUGUUACGAAAAUAACUGGCAGGUUCAUUGCGCUCCUCGUCGACUGAAAACUUCCCUUCUUUAUAAACACCAGAAUUUCCGUUUCUAAACCUUCAACCAUGCCUUCGUUUCUGCCAACCAAUUAGCAACUAGUGUGAGCUUCUGUGCAAAAAUCGUGACCGAGUACUUCUGCCUAAAAAAUGAAUUUACAUGCUUAUCAUUGUGCUGUGCUCGCAAGGUCUAUUGAAUUUAAUGUUUUCUCUCAGUUGCUCCUCUGCUGUAGAAGUUCGGAUAAUGGCAUUACUUUGAGGUUCUACUGAACUAUUGAUAACUACAUUCCACUUCUACUGCUCUCAGUCGUUUCUUAAUUCAGCCUGCCUGCCCUCCUUGGCUUUGCAUAACUGAAUUUUCAUCUAACUAUUGCGUUGCCUGAUAUUGACUUGCAUUAUUGAAAAAAAAACUAUCAUAAAUUUGGUGACUUAUUUUUAUUUUAACAAAAAAAAAAUAAUACAGAGAGAUAAUCUUUAUUAUUGUGUUUGCAUUUCAACAAAUCGUAAUUCAAAGUAAAAUGACUUGAAGAACGUAGUAUUCGGCUAUGAAAUGCACCUGGGGUAUGAACUUGACGUUAUCUUGAUCCGCUUCGUCUUGAGCUGAUAUUUACUGGGAGACCUAAGAUGUUAGCUUUACUUCAGUAGUUUCAAUUUUAUUUUCUUCUGCGUGGACGUGCACUCACGUCCUAGAUUCCAACAGAGAUAAGAGCUUUCUUGCUGUGGGUUCACAAUCUUGGUUUCUCAAAAUGAAUGAAACUUACGAAAGCGCGUAUCUUUUACUAUUAUGUUUGCAGUUCGAUUUUUAAAUCAAAGUUCCAUAGCUAUUAUAUCCUAAGUUUCAGCUUGAGAUUUUGUAUCACGUCACCUAGUAAUGUCAUCUCAUUUACUCGCUAAAAUUGUGUUCCAAGAAAUUUGUUCGCGGUUUCCCUCAACACGAUGCGGACCAAGCCAAAGCUAGCGUCAUAAUCUGUGAUCAUGGGUGCUGGCGUGAGCUAAUUUCUCCCACAAAUGCUUUGAUUUUUAUGUAAUUUUCGUCCUGGGGAGGUAGGAUGUCGCGCUCGUUGGUGGUUGUGCACAGUCUGUCAGUGACGAGGGUUGUGCACAGCCUGUCAGGAGGCGAGAUGACGAGACGCGAGUUCCUCUCACGAGAGCGACUUUGUGCUGAAGGACAGCAUGUCUUUUUUUUUUUUUAUGCUGUCGUUAAUAACGUCACAUUUUGAUCGAUUAGGUGUACAUAAGUGAUGUUACUGUCGUUCUUUCGUCCUGGGACUCUCGGGACAAUCAACUUUCUACUUUCAUCAUCCGUCACUUCCGGGGCGCUGUUUGGGCGAACUAAUUUUUUAAGCGAUUAUAGCACGCCGAGUCGGCUCGGUUAUUACAAAAGUAAAUUCAGUGUCUUGAUAAUGAACUCUAAUAAUAAAAUGAUUCUUUUUGAUUUAAGAUACCUUGCUAACCGUUACGGUGGUCAUAGUAAUUUAGGUCUUAUUCUGAUUAUUGACGUUAAGAUGAUGUUUGAUACUGUAUGUAACAACCAUGGAUGAUAAUAAAAUGAGCGUUGAA
This is a messenger RNA of Hyalella azteca, 3254 nucleotides long. RefSeq lists its product as uncharacterized. The transcript has 5 exons. The record is from RefSeq and is a predicted model, not a curated record. Bases 249 to 1496 code for a protein of 415 amino acids. Lineage: Eukaryota; Metazoa; Arthropoda; Malacostraca; Amphipoda; Hyalellidae.